This is a messenger RNA of Effrenium voratum, 3158 nucleotides long. NCBI's taxonomy places the organism in Eukaryota, Dinophyceae, Suessiales, Symbiodiniaceae. The record is from the annotation of a GenBank genome assembly.
GCUCAAUCCAUUCCCACCUGAGUGCGUAUUCAGACCGCUCAUGGCUGGGCGCUUUCUGCUGGUGCUGCUUGCUGCACAUGCGGUAGCUCAGAAUUUCCUUAACGAGGAUGUUGGAGAUACUGCGCAGACCUGCAACGUCGAUGCAGUGCAGGUGGCCAACCUACGACAGUUGCAUCCCAUCUUGCAUGAUUUGGUAAAUACCACCUUCUUCCGGCUCUUCCGGGUGAAUCUGCGAAACCCUGUUUGCCCAUAUUGGAAGAGUACUGACAGCGAACCAGAGAAGCCAGGAGGUACAUGUACAGGAUCCGUGCCGACGGGGCCGCUCGGAAAACCGUCCUUCCUCACCAAGGGAGGCCCCGGCGCUGGCGUUUCCAGUUUGGAGCCGGCUCAGGAAGGGGGCUGCUCCGUGGAGGCGGAUGCCAGCUCCUUGGACUUGGCGGUGGACCGGAAGCUCACAAAGCAAGAGCAGGUGGCCCAGCUCGAGCGUGACAACGAGACGCAGGAUUGCGAGUUCGAGGAAGAUCUUCCGCACUACUGGAUGGAUAUGUGCUCUGGCGACCAUGCCAAGGGCAAAGAACUGGAGGAUGUGAACCUCAUCAAGAACCCAGAGCGCAACACCGGGUACAACGGCUCGCACAUUUGGCAGGCCAUGUACGACGAGAAUUGCUUUGAGGUUGGCAGCACCAUGCCGCGGGGCCGCUUUGGCGCCAACGAGCCCAUGUGCUACGAGGAGAGGGUGCUCUACCGCCUGCUCAGCGGUUGGCAUGUGUCGACCUCCAUUUCCAUCGCCAAGAAUUUCUACGCUCCAGGAACGAAGCAGAAAGGUGCCUGGUCGCCCAAUCUGGAACGCUUCUAUCACGACGUGGGCGAACAUCCGGAGAGGGCAAAGAACCUUCACUUCUCCUUCGUGGUCUUGCUGCGCGCGGUGCGCAAGGUUCUCCCUGCUCAUCGCGAUCUUGCCCCCCAUCAUGUCGCGCGUGUAGAUCGAGCAGCGCCCUUCCUGAACACCUAUGCGUUCAACACCGGUGAUGAGCAAGAAGAUGCGAAGACGAAGAUGCUGAUGGCUCGAUUGCUGGACUCCCGGCUGCUGUCGUUGUGUUCUCCUCUCUUUGAGGCCUUCGAUGAGACCAGACUGUUCCGCAGCAACUGGAACCCGGAGCAACGGAGUCAGCUGAAGCGGCAGUUCAAGAGUGUAUUCCGCAACGUCACCGAGCUGGUGGACUGUGUGCAGUGUCAGCGUUGCCGUUUGCACGCGAAGCUCUUCUCCUUGGGUCUGGGGACGGCAUUGAAGAUCCUCCUGUCGCCGGAGGACCUUAUUGCCAGCACCACAUCCCGUGAUGACGUCGUGGCCAUGGUGAACGUCCUGUGGAAGCUGUCGGACUCCUUGGAGGACGUGCGCACCAUGACCAAGCAGUACUACGAGCAGCAGGCACCCAUAGUGCAGCCGCAGCCGCCCCAAGGACCUGACACCGCGCCCGACCUGGACAACACGGACCAGCCCAUGCCACAGGGCACCAGGCGGCAACUACUGGACCUUGCGCUGCGAAAUGUACACAAGGCGAGCGCAACUGGCCAGCUACCUUCAGAGGCUGAGGAGAGGCUUUUGCGCUUCCUGGUGGCUCCGGGUCAGGCCAGUGAGGAGGUCCUCCUCAUGGCACGCCACUACUCUGACCGUGCAAGCACCUUUUGCAGGAUCGCUCUCUUCGCUGCCGAGGCGUUUGAGUCGGCGGGCAGUGUGGCAGCGCCUCAGGCCAAGGCCAAGGCCGCGCCGGCCGACCUGGUCAUCGUAGGGGGGGGCUUGGCGGGGAUGAGCGCCGCGAUGGCGCUGCUGGACCGCGGGGGCUCGGUGGUGAUGGUGGAGAAGCAGCCUUACCUCGGAGGGAACUCCGGCAAGGCGUCUUCAGGAAUCAACGCCGCUUUGGAGACGACUGUGGAGUCAUUGGUGGAGGACACAACAAAGAGCGCUGGAGCGCUGGUGCGGCCGGAUCUCAUCCAGGUCCUGGCCACGGAGUCUGCGGAAGCUGUGGCUUGGCUGAGGGACCGCACGAAAGUGGACCUCUCCAUGCGGUCGCAGCUGGGAGGGCACACUGCCAAGCGAACUCUAAGACCCUCCAACGCCUUCGUUGGAGCCGAGCUCACCUUCGCUGCGGGUCAGGUGCUUAGCAAGCUGGCCGAGCAGGGCAGUAACUUUCAGCUCAUGCUGAAGUCCAAGUGGACGGGCCUGCGCAGGUUGGAUUCUGGCGUUUGGGAGAUUGACGUUCAGCAGAACGGCGCCACAAUCCAGGUGCAGGGUCGGCAGCUCCUCAUUGCCUCGGGGGGCUUUGGCCACGACGCCAAGGAGCUCGAGAGCCUUCUGCUGAAGUACCGCCCAGACCUCGCGGACUUCCCGACGACUUUGGGGCCUCAGACCACCGGCGACGGCGUGAAGCUGGCGCGGGAUCUGGGAGCAGCACUCGUAGACAUGGAUCGCGUACAGCUUCAUCCCACUGGUUUCGUGGAUGUGAAGAAGCCCUUAGAGAACACAAAAACGCUUGCAGCAGAGUUGCUGCGGGGCGUGGGUGGAUUGCUCCUGGAUAGGCACGGGCGGCGCUUCACAGACGAGCUGGGCACCCGUCAGGCGGUGGUGAACGCCGAGCUCAAAGCAGAUGAGGCAGGCUUGGCUCUUCCUGCUCCUUCACCCCACCGUGCCUUUGCCCUGGUUCUGAAUAGCAAGGCCGCCAAAAUGGCCGACAGGCACGUGACGCUCUACUCCAAGAAAGGGCUUUUGACCAAAGCCGAAGGAGUUCAGGGCCUUGCAGAACGCUUUGGCUUUAAGGUAGACGUUGUCAACGCCACGCUGAUGGACUACAACGCCGCAGCGAAGCAAGGCAUCGAUGCCUUUGGCCGCAAAGUCUUCCCCGAGCACUGGCCCAUUGAGGCUUCGGAGGACUUCUACGUGGGUGAGGUGGUGCCAGUGAUCCACUACACAAUGGGUGGGAUCGCCAUCAACACUCAUGGCCAAGUAUUGGAUGCACAGGGCAAGGUCAUGCCAGGCCUCUACGCAGCCGGCGAGGCCAGCGGAGGAGUGCACGGUGACAACCGACUGGCUGGAAACUCCCUUUUGGAGUGCACCGUCUUCGGGCGCCGCAUCGGCAUGAACCUGCCCAUCCGGCAAGGCC